This is a messenger RNA of Candida dubliniensis CD36, 783 nucleotides long. It is a transcript of the gene GRX3, whose product is annotated as monothiol glutaredoxin. The coding region runs from base 1 to 783 and encodes 260 amino acids. The record is from RefSeq and is a predicted model, not a curated record. Lineage: Eukaryota; Fungi; Ascomycota; Pichiomycetes; Serinales; Debaryomycetaceae. Gene Ontology annotation, molecular function: 2 iron, 2 sulfur cluster binding. The transcript has a single exon.
AUGGGAGUUAUUGAAAUUGAAUCAGAACAACAAUUUACUGAAUUGACUAAAGCCGAUCCAUCCAAAUUGAUUGCACUUUAUUUCCAUACACCAUGGGCAGGACCUUGUAAAACCAUGAAUCAAGUAUUCAAAACAUUAGCUGAUUCUAAAGAAUCCGAUAAUUCAAUAAUUUUUUUAAGUAUAAAUGCUGAUGAAUUACUGGAAAUUAGUGAAAUUUUUGAAGUUAGUGCCGUUCCUUAUUUCAUAUUAAUUCGUAAUCAAACCAUAUUGAAAGAAUUAUCAGGAGCUGAUCCUAAAGAAUUUAUUCAAGCAUUAAAUCAAUUUUCAAAUAAUAGCAAUAGUACCAGCAUUAAUAAUGAUAAUAUUCAAGGAUCAAUCAAUAACAAUAGCAACAAUACAACCACCACCAAUACCAAUAAUAAUAACAACAACAACAACAACAUUAAUACUACUGAAGUGGAGGAAUCAGAGGAAGCAUUAAAUGAACGAUUAAAUAAAUUAACUAAAGCAGCACCAAUUAUGUUAUUUAUGAAAGGAUCUCCUUCUUCACCACAAUGUGGAUUUUCUCGUCAAUUAGUAGCAAUUUUAAGAGAACAUCAAGUUAGAUUUGGAUUUUUCGAUAUUUUAAAAGAUGAUUCAGUUAGACAAGGAUUGAAAAAAUUUAGUGAUUGGCCAACUUUCCCUCAAUUAUAUAUUAAUGGUGAAUUCCAAGGUGGUUUAGAUAUCAUUAAAGAAAGUAUUGAAGAUGAUGAGAAAUUUUUCGAACAUGCUUUGGAAGCUUGA